CUGAGACUGCCUCAACGAGUGAUAUAAAUGUCCAAUCUCCAAACUGAGAGCCAUCUUGUCCCCAGUGGUCCCUCUGCAGGCCGAUCUCAAAUCGGUUUUGACACGUUUUACCCGUCAACCGAAUCAAGCAACACAGAGAACCACGCGCAGGGAUAACCAGCAACAUGUGCGGCGAACAAACUCCCUCAGUGGCUCCUCGCAUCGGCGCCCGCGUCGACUUCUUCUCUCCCUCACCACAAGGCCACCUCCCGCUCGGCAACCUGCUCUUUCUCAACCCUACCUCCCCAUCCAGCUGCCAUGCCACGCACGUCCGCUUUCAGCACGCCAACCACCCAGCACUUGACGAACCAAUAUUGGUGUCAAUCCACACAACAGGCGAUCUCACGGAGCCCCUCGGCGACGCAGGCGUGAUGAAGCAGUUCACGCUGCGCCACACCCCAUACAAUAUCACCCAAGGCGUCGAUAUGCCCCUCGGAGCAGCCUUAUCCCUCAACGUGGGCAACAACGGCAUCAUUGGGCGGCGGGUGUCGAUGCGGAGGGGCGAGGAAGUGUUGGCUGAUGGCAUUGUGGGGUUUAACUUCGCCCCGGCGGUGUCUGCUCCUUGAUAGAUGUGGUCUUGUCUGCCAUUUCUAUACUUUACAAACGGGGAUCAUGGGCGGUGUAUGGCGUUUCUGAGUUGCUUUAUGUGUUGGGCGUACCACUCUUUGUGGUUGGGUAGUUCCGCUGCGAAGGUUCUGGCGGCCAAAGUCUCUGUAUAUCCAUGAAUUGUUACUUCGGGUUCACAAGGGACGGACAGUCAUCACACAAGAGGUUCCGCACUCACGUUUGACGAAGCCCAAGAGAC
Molecule: messenger RNA, 844 nt
Organism: Parathielavia appendiculata
Lineage: Eukaryota; Fungi; Ascomycota; Sordariomycetes; Sordariales; Chaetomiaceae
Exons: 2
Coding region: 165-605 (146 amino acids)
Source: RefSeq, a predicted model, not a curated record